Gorilla gorilla gorilla (western lowland gorilla) is the source of this 631-nucleotide messenger RNA. RefSeq names its product pyrin domain containing 1 (gene PYDC1). The record is from RefSeq and is a predicted model, not a curated record. NCBI's taxonomy places the organism in Eukaryota, Metazoa, Chordata, Mammalia, Primates, Hominidae.
UUGAAUAGGAGCUGCCAGAUCAGUCUCCUUCCCGGGACAUCCCCGGGGGCGGCAGCUCCACCUGCUGCAGGAAAGGUAGGACCUGAUGGCUCCAGGCCCUCAGAGGCUCAGAGGCGCAGGGCUGAGCCAUGGGAACGAAGCGCGAGGAUCUGAAGGUGCUGGAGAACCUGACACCGGAGGAGCUCAAAAAGUUCAAGAUGAAGCUGGGGAGGGUGCCGCUGCGCGAGGGCUUUGCGCGCAUCCCGCGGGGCGUGCUCGGGCAGCUAGAUAUCGUGGACCUCACCGACAAGCUGGUCGCCUCCUACUACGAGGACUACGCAGCCGAGCUCGUCGUGGCCGUGCUGCGCGACAUGCGCAUGCUGGAGGAGGCCGCACGGCUGCAGCGGGCCGCGUGAGGGCCACUCUGAGCUGGAGGCGGGUCAAGGGAAAAGGAGUAAUGCAACGCCUGUGAAGCCAGCCCCACGCGCGCACCAGUCGCGUAAGACAACAACAGUGUCUCCACCUCGGGGACCAAGGACGCCUCCGUGCCUCCAGACCCCGCCUCCUCCAGCCCCUGCACCUGUCAUUUAUUCUUCCACUGCCCAAUAAAUAUUCAUGGCAGACUUUACUGGGGCUGCGCGCACACGUGCCC